Trachymyrmex septentrionalis is the source of this 1820-nucleotide messenger RNA. Its product is annotated as SEC14-like protein 2. Bases 487 to 1653 code for a protein of 388 amino acids. The transcript has 11 exons. Gene Ontology annotation, cellular component: cytoplasm. Lineage: Eukaryota; Metazoa; Arthropoda; Insecta; Hymenoptera; Formicidae. The record is from RefSeq and is a predicted model, not a curated record.
UUCCUUCGGUACCGUUCGCCUCGUGACGUUGAUACCUAUCUCAUCUUCGUAAGUGUAAUCGCGUCGAGUGAAGGUAGGCGCGUGCAGAUGUACGCACGCGUGCACGCAGACGCGCAGCAAUCGUGGUCGCUGCAAUAGACACCUGUUGCGGCAUCGACCUGAAUACAGUCAGUCCAGUCAUCGCCGAACAAUCGCGAUCGCGAGUUCGAGGUGGUCCCCGGGUUCACGUUCGUUGAGUGAAUAAACACUAUUGGCUGAUAUCUUCGUGCUGUUCAUGAUUUCUGACAACUUCUUCAAUUUAGACUUAAAAAACUUUCUUUUACACUGUGUUCCCAGAUACGGUAAACGUUAAAAAUGCGCUUGUGAUAGAUAAUUCGAAUAAUACAGCCAUAGAUAAAAAUCGACUGUAAUUAUUUUUAAAUUCAACAAUCUACCGAUAAACUGAAGAGACGUGAUUGUGAAUUCUUAAGUGGUCUAAUAACAAAAAUGUCAUUAAAAUUGGCGGAUGACCAGCGAUUUGCAUUGAUGAAGUUUCGACGGUCAGUGCAAGAUAUCCUACAGCCACACCACGAUGACUACUUUCUGCUUCGCUGGUUAAGAGCAAGAAAAUGGGAUCCUACUGCAGCUGAAAAAAUGCUGAGAGACUCGCUACAAUGGCGAAAGCAGUGGGAUGCUGAUAAUUUGGACAAAUGGGAAAUUCCUGAAGUAAUAAAACCAUAUCUGCCUUACGGAACGAGUGGAUUCGAUAAAGAUGGAGCACCAGUGAUCAUCGUACCAUUUGUCGGUAUGGACAUGUACGGAGCAUUACAUGUAAUAACACAGAAGGAAUUCAUCAAAAUUAUGAUAAAAGUAUUAGAUGGUUAUUUGAACUUAGCCAAGGAGCAAUCCAAGAAGCAUGGACAGCUCGCUAAUCAAGUGACCGUUAUUUUCGACAUGGAAGGAUUUAAUCUUAAACAAUAUUUGUGGAAACCAGCUGGCGAGCUUGUUAUCACCUUCGUCCAAAUGUACGAGGCAAACUAUCCGGAAAUUCUAAAGAUGUGCUUCCUGAUCAACGCUCCAAGAGUCUUUGCUUUCGCUUUUACUCUUAUUAAGAAAUUUAUGGACGACUAUACUUUGUCAAAAAUACAAAUCUACAAAGCCGAGCCGUCGAAAUGGAAAGCAGCACUUCUUAAACUCAUACCGAAGGAUCAACUACCUGCCCAUUAUGGUGGAAUACUAACAGAUCCAGAUGGCAACCCGAAAUAUACUUCAAAAAUCUGUCAAGGUGGUAAGAUAUCUAAAGAGAUGUACGUCAACAAUAUGGAUAAGCUAAACGAGGAUUAUACUACCGUCGUCGUUCGGAAAGGAGGAAAAUUAGAAUUCGAUAUUUCUGCACCCGAAGAGGGUUCCAUUUUAAGUUGGGAAUUUCGAAGCGAAGGUCAUGACAUCAAAUUUGGAAUUCUGAAAAAAGACAUGACUAAUGGGAAGAAAAUAGAAGUUAUACCUAUUCGGAGAGUUGCGUCUCAUCAAUCGGAUGAAAUUGGAUUAUUAACUUGCGAAACUCCGACGACUUAUUACGUCGUUUUCGACAAUACCUACAGUAUUCUAAGGAAUAAGAAGGUUCAUUAUUCCGUACGUAUGUUACCACCAACACCAGUGGCACCAAUUAUGUAAUAAAAUGAAUCCUUUUAGGAAAUUUACAAUUAUAUUAAUUUUUCGUGUUUCAUACUUGUAAGAUCAAACUAAAAUUUCGGAAGGAUGUUACGUCACAAUUUCAUAGUAAAUAUAGAUAUAAAGUAAAUUCUUUGUAAUUUACAGAUUUUACAGUCCAACUGAUUGUU